AUGGAAAAAUCCGCUUCGGAGCCGAGGGUUUACAAAAAGCGAUGGGCGAUUUUGGUGAUGUUUAUCUUGCUCAGCGCUUCCAAUGGUGCCCAAUGGAUCAUGUACUCCGUCAUAGCUCAAAUUGUUGCCGACUUCUAUGGUGUCAGUUUUACGGCUGUUGACUGGACAAGCAUGAUCUACAUGGCCACCUAUAUAGUGCUGUUCAUUCCAGCUGCCUACGUGCUAGAUAAGUAUGGUCUACGAGUGUCGCUUCUGCUUGGUGCAACCGGAAAUGCGUUGGGUUCGUGGCUUCGAAUGUUCUCGACGAACCCAGACGGUUUCUGGAUCACUUUCGUGGGUCAGACCAUCGUCGGUGCAUCGCAGAUGUUCACUCUUGGUAUUCCACCUCGAUUGGCAGCCGUAUGGUUUGGACCCAAUGAAGUGUCCACAGCUUGUGCAGCGGGUGUGUUCGGGAAUCAGUUGGGUAUCGCUGUUGGUUUCCUGGUACCGCCGAUAAUCGUCAGAAAUGGCACUCAAGAAGAAGUCUCCUCUAGACUCACCCAUCUCUUUCUUUACUCAGCUUUACUGAACACCGUUAUCUUCGCUCUGAUCCUCUGCUUCUUUUCGGCACGACCACCAACUCCACCAAGUCUUGCUCAGAUCACUGCCCAAGAAGAGAAAACUCUUGAUGGCAACUUCUGGCGAACGCUCAAGAAACUCUGUCUGAGCAAAGAUUUCGCGUUGUUGUUCGUUACAUAUGGAAUCAAUACCGGCGUAUUUUAUGCCGUUUCGACGUUGCUGGCUCAGAUGGUGUUGCCAUUCUAUCCGGAAGAAUCAGUGGCAAUUGGUCAGAUCGGUGUUGUCAUUGUCGUUUCGGGCAUGCUCGGCUCCGUUGCCGGCGGCUUCUUACUUGAUAGAUUCAAAAAAUUCAAACUAACCACUCUGCUCGACUAUUUUUUAUCUUUUCUCGCCAUGCUCACCUUCACAUUCACUUUGGACCUCGGUUAUUUGGCUAUCGUGUUCAUAAACUCAGCUGUUCUUGGGUUCUUCAUGACUGGGUAUCUUCCGAUUGGCUUCGAAUUUGCUGCUGAAAUCACAUUCCCUGCUGCCGAAGGCACGACGAGCAAUCUGCUUAAUGCGAGUGCUCAGGUUUUCGGCAUUCUCCUCACAAUGGCAAUGGGUAAAGUGAUGCAUAGUGUUAAUACGCUCUCUAGUAACAUCAUUAUGAGCUUGGCAUUGCUUGUUGGCACGAUCCUCACAGGUAGGAAAUCGCUUUUCAUCAGAAAACAUUCUGGGUAA
This is a messenger RNA of Haemonchus placei, 1278 nucleotides long. The record is from the annotation of a GenBank genome assembly. Lineage: Eukaryota; Metazoa; Nematoda; Chromadorea; Rhabditida; Trichostrongylidae.